Molecule: messenger RNA, 1020 nt
Organism: Dracunculus medinensis (Guinea worm)
Lineage: Eukaryota; Metazoa; Nematoda; Chromadorea; Rhabditida; Dracunculidae
Source: the annotation of a GenBank genome assembly
AUGAAUGAGAAACAGCACCGGAAGGCAGCUUCAUUUUCACCAUCGACAUACGCUGGUCGCUCGCGUAAAUUACCGGUCACUCACGAAGCAUUUUUCAAGAAGCAUUUUCGCUUCACUGCUGGAAAACGCAUUAAAUAUGAGAAAAAAGAAAUACUGGAUGUGCUAAAGAACAUCAAAAAACUGCUCAUUGAAGAAGAAACGCUGUUAACAGUGAAUGCACCUUGCAUUAUAGUUGGGGAUAUACACGGUCAAUACGAUGAUUUGCAUCGAAUUUUCAUAACGACGGGGAGGAACGGAAGAAGUGGUGCAACUAUGAAUCGCUUUCUAUUCUUAGGUGAUUAUGUCGAUCGUGGGCCGCAGUCGUUAGAAUGCAUUUGUUGCUUAUUCGCGUACAAACUUGCAUUUCCAAAGAUGUUCAAUCUUCUACGCGGUAACCAUGAAAUUGCACUUGUGAAUCAGAUAUAUGGUUUCUACGAUGAGUUGAAAAAUCGCUUCACAGAAUCGGAUGCGUUGAAUUUGUGGGAUGCAUUUAACGAUGUUUUCGACUAUCUGCCAUUAGCUGCAAUCAUAAAAGGAAAAAUACUUUGCAUGCACGGCGGUUUAAGCCCAAAUUUGAAAUCUCUGGACGAUAUCCGAAAAAUUAAAAGGCCAAUCAGAAAUAUAACUGAAAAUCCGCUUGUUUGCGAUUUACUAUGGGCUGACCCAAUGAUCGGUUUGAAUGGUUUCGCGGCCAACAAUAUACGCGGUGUAAGCGUAUUUUUUGGCGAAAAUGUCGUUCUACGACUAUGCAACGCACUGAAAAUCGACAUGAUUGUACGCGCACACCAGACAAUGACAAAUGGUUUUGGAUUUUUUUGCAAACGUAAAUUAGUUACAAUUUUUUCCGCACCUAAAUACGACGUGGAAAAAAAUAAUAAAGGAGCUAUUAUGAAAGUAAGCAAGCAUUUGAAAAUCGGAUUUAUUUUAUUGCAUCAUGUUAAACCUCCGAAAAAAGGUAGGAAAUGCUUAGCGUUCCGAUAA